UACUUCGUUCUGAGAAAUUGAAAAUGACGCAAAUACUAUUCCAUCAAUCCUUUCCAUCUCUCUCUCUCUCUCCUGAACUGAACCUAACCUAAUCCCCAAAUCAGCAAGUGCAGCACUGCACUGCAUUACUUGCGGCGGCGCCAAUCUCAAUAACAAAUAACAACCUCACCAUUGAUUUGAUUUGAUUUGAUUUGGAUUUGAUUUGAUUUGACUUGAUUUGGUUGAAGAUUCAGCAUCAUUGGCCAUCACAUCACAUGGACAACUGAGAAUUACGCCAAUCGCCAGUUACCGGUGGAGGUGCGAUUUUCAUUUCAAAUUCGAAUUCCUACUGUCUAUUUCACAAUUUCCUGCAAAAAUUCGUUGAAUUCAUAGAAGAAGGGAAGGGAAGGGAAGGGAAGGGAAGGGAAGGGAAGGGAAUGUUGGGUUUAGGUUUAUCAGUGCUGAUAGGCAUUAAGGCUGCCGCGUUGUUCAGUUUCUUCCUCUCUCUCAGAAGCUAUGGCUUCGUCUUGUUGUCGAUGCCAUUUCUAUACUCCUCCUUCGUAUCCCUCCUGAUUGCAGCUGCCUCGCAUCCGUCCAUCAAUCUGCCGAUGCUUUUGGCAAAAGGCUCGGACGGAAGGUUCCCGGUGUGGUCGUUGGUGAUGUUCUGUCCGUAUUUGUAUUUCGUGAGAGCAUUUUCAGCUGUGAGAAGAUAUACGAGCGGGGAGGAACCGUACAGUGAGAUUUGUGAAGGAUUGUAUGUGGGAGGAUGGCCUUAUUCGAGGGAGAAGCUUCCGCCGGGUAGGCCGGCGAUUGUGGAUUGCACCUGUGAGCUGCCGAGGAAGGAGGAGGUUGUAGGGAGUGCGUAUUUGUGUGUGCCUACUUGGGACACGCGAGCGCCUCUGCCGAGCGAGAUCGAGUCUGCGGUCAAGUGGGCUUGUCGGAAGAGAGCUCAGAACACACCUGUUUUCAUCCACUGCGCCUAUGGUCAUGGACGAAGUGUUGCUGUGAUGUGCGCGGUCUUGGUUGAACUUGGGUUGGCAGACGAUUGGAAAAGCGCCGAGAAGCUUAUUAGACAGAAACGGCCAUACAUCCGAAUGAAUGCUCUUCACCGCAAAGCCUUGGAAGAAUGGUCAGAACAUCGGCUAUCCCCUCCGAACAAAAAUGGUGCGAAAUCUGUUACGAGUUCUAUAAUCUUGUGAUCAAUCGAUCAUUGUCUUUCAAGGAUCAUUAGAUGGAGGAUUGAUAUAUACAUACGUGAUUGCUGCAGUGUACAUUACUAUCAUUGUGUAUCUUCGAAGCUUUUAAGGCAAAAUUGUUUGUAACUCAAGCAUAAGGGGUCCAGAGCCGUCGUUCUGUUGUUACGUUGAUUAUAUUGUUUCUUAUAUAUACGUUUCUCCGCU
Messenger RNA from Andrographis paniculata, 1379 nucleotides. RefSeq lists its product as uncharacterized. NCBI's taxonomy places the organism in Eukaryota, Viridiplantae, Streptophyta, Magnoliopsida, Lamiales, Acanthaceae. Gene Ontology annotation, molecular function: protein tyrosine/serine/threonine phosphatase activity. Gene Ontology annotation, biological process: protein dephosphorylation. The record is from RefSeq and is a predicted model, not a curated record. The transcript has 2 exons. The coding region runs from base 417 to 1178 and encodes 253 amino acids.